Molecule: messenger RNA, 1566 nt
Organism: Pecten maximus
Lineage: Eukaryota; Metazoa; Mollusca; Bivalvia; Pectinida; Pectinidae
Product: hydroxyacylglutathione hydrolase, mitochondrial-like
Exons: 9
Coding region: 642-1541 (299 amino acids)
Molecular function (GO): hydroxyacylglutathione hydrolase activity
Source: RefSeq, a predicted model, not a curated record
CACAUUCAUGAACGACCAACUUUUGGGUGGAGGUGAUUUCGUGUAACCCGAGCCGAAGCAGAUGGGUUACUUUCGAUUUUUUCUUUAAGAGCUAAAUAGAUUAGAUUUUUUCCCUACAACCAUUCUUGUUGAUGUUUUAUCCCGCACUCAAGCGUGUCUAUUUACGUAGUAUUAGCGGUUUUCACGACUUAAUUUAUAUAAUAGAUGGUAGAUCUAUUGAUUCCUAAAUCUUGAUUAUGGUGUUUUUGGAUGUUGACACCUUUGAUUAUCAUAAACCGUGAAAUACUGAAAACUUGACACUCAGAAAUGACAAUUUGCAAAGAACACGCUACAAUUUUUUUUCUGAUUACUCGAGAUACAGUAGAGUACUGUAUAGAUCUAGAUCUACAUUUUCAUUUUUUGAAAUCAUUUACACCAGAGACCUAUAUACUAGUAUAUAGGUCUCUGUUUACACAUACAACAAGUUAACCUAGCUGGUUUCAAAAAUAUAAAUUUCAAUAUAAUGCAAAACAGCAACAAGAAAAGCUGUAGAAAAAAUGACUUCAAUCUUUUAAACCGUUGAAUAGAAAAUCGAAAAUAACCAAAGCCCUGACUCGGCUCGGGAUACACGAAAUCACCCUCGCCCAACUUUUGGCAUACUCAUGUUGAAAAUUGUUCGUCGGGUUGCCGUCAUAAAAUCGGCACUUAAACCCAUUUCAUCAGCCCGCCUUUGUAGCAGCUCUGCUCCACUCGAGUAUCACUCCAAACCACUCACAUUUAGUCAAGUCGACAUGAAAAUACUCCUCCUUCCAGCUCUUAAAGACAACUACAUGUACCUCCUUAUAGAUGAGGAUACUAAGGAAUGUGCGUGUGUGGACCCCGUAGAGCCAGAUAAGGUUCUAAAUGCGGUGAAGGAGCAAGGGGUCAAACUGACGACAGUGCUGACAACACACCAUCACUGGGAUCAUGCUGGCGGUAAUAAAGAUUUGAUUGAAAAGGCUGCAGAGCCCAAACUCAAUGUUUUCGGUGGGGAUGAGCGUAUUGAUGGCCUUACCAAGAAAGUUGUUCAUAACGACAAAUUCAAGGUUGGCAAUUUAAACGUACGCUGUUUGUAUACACCAUGUCACACAACCGGCCAUAUCUGUUAUUUUGUCACCAAAGAUGGUGGCAAAGAACCAGUGGUCUUCACAGGAGACACCCUAUUCGUGGCAGGUUGUGGCAGGUUUUUUGAAGGCACACCCACUCAGAUGAAAGAGGCUCUCAUCGACAUACUGGGAACACUGGACCCCAAAACUAAAGUUUACUGCGGCCAUGAAUAUACUGUAAACAAUCUCAACUUUGCUCUCCAUGUGGAACCAGACAACCAAAAUUCACAGGAAAAGAUGGCCUGGGCAAAGGAGCAAAGGAAAAAUAAUUUGCCAACUAUUCCAUCCACAAUUGAAGAAGAAUUCAAAUACAACCCUUUUAUGAGAGUUAGGGAGGCUGAAGUAAUGAGUUUCACCCGUACAUCAGAACCAGUGAAGACUAUGGGCUUCCUCAGGCAGACCAAGGACAAUUUUUAGUGUCAAUAAAUUCUACUCAAUUACC